Molecule: messenger RNA, 1807 nt
Organism: Alligator mississippiensis (American alligator)
Lineage: Eukaryota; Metazoa; Chordata; Crocodylia; Alligatoridae
Gene: SIAH1
Product: siah E3 ubiquitin protein ligase 1
Exons: 4
Coding region: 364-1266 (300 amino acids)
Biological process (GO): proteasome-mediated ubiquitin-dependent protein catabolic process; multicellular organism development
Cellular component (GO): cytoplasm
Molecular function (GO): zinc ion binding; ubiquitin conjugating enzyme binding; ubiquitin protein ligase activity
Source: RefSeq, a predicted model, not a curated record
CAGCGACUCGCCGCGCCGAGCAGGGAGGGGGAGCGGGACUAGGCCGCUUGCAGCGGGGCCGCGCAGCCCACCCCGGCGCCCUCAGGUUUAUCUGUCCCAUAAAUCUCGGGGUCUGAGGAUUCGACUGAGCACUGUUCCUGCUCUGUGGUGCUUGGGUCUGAUGACUCUUAGCACCCGGGACCGCACCAUCCAGCCAUCCAGUUAGACCUAUGAAGCAGUGCAUUAGUCAUCCCAAGUCCCCAGUUCCUUCAUUACACUCGUCUCAGUGCUCCCUUCACUCUGGAACUACGGUUUAUAUUUUAAACCUUCAAAGGCUGUAAUGAACACUUUUAAGAAGAGUAUGCACCGUGGAGAUGUCAGAUAAUGGCAGUGUCCUCACUCCUCACUAAGGUAGUAGGAGAAAUACAAGGUGAAGAAAUGAGCCGUCAGACUGCUACAGCACUCCCGACAGGUACUUCAAAGUGUACUCCAUCACAGAGGGUGCCUGCAUUAACUGGCACUACAGCUUCCAACAAUGACUUGGCUAGUCUUUUUGAGUGUCCUGUGUGUUUUGACUAUGUGCUGCCACCUAUUCUUCAGUGUCAGAGUGGCCAUCUUGUUUGUAGCAACUGUCGACCCAAGCUCACAUGCUGUCCGACUUGCCGAGGCCCACUGGGCUCCAUUCGCAACUUGGCUAUGGAAAAAGUUGCCAACUCUGUACUCUUCCCAUGUAAAUAUGCCUCUUCAGGAUGUGAGAUAACCUUGCCACACACAGAAAAAGCAGACCAUGAGGAGCUGUGUGAGUUUAGGCCUUAUUCAUGUCCAUGUCCUGGUGCUUCAUGUAAAUGGCAAGGUUCUCUGGAUGCUGUAAUGCCACAUCUAAUGCAUCAACAUAAGUCAAUAACAACAUUACAGGGAGAAGAUAUAGUUUUCCUUGCUACAGACAUUAAUCUGCCUGGUGCUGUCGACUGGGUUAUGAUGCAGUCUUGUUUUGGCUUUCAUUUCAUGUUAGUGCUGGAGAAACAGGAAAAAUAUGAUGGUCACCAGCAGUUCUUUGCAAUUGUACAGCUGAUAGGAACACGCAAGCAAGCAGAAAAUUUUGCUUAUCGACUUGAGCUUAAUGGUCAUAGGCGGCGAUUGACUUGGGAAGCAACUCCUCGCUCUAUUCAUGAGGGAAUUGCAACAGCCAUUAUGAACAGUGACUGUCUAGUCUUUGACACCAGCAUUGCACAGCUUUUUGCAGAAAAUGGCAAUUUAGGCAUCAAUGUAACUAUAUCAAUGUGUUGAAAUGGCAAUCAAGCAUUUCCAGGCCAGUGUUUUAAAACCAUUGCAUUUAAUUUUUGCAGAACCUAGGGUAACCAUCUGACUGCCAGACAAAUUAUUUGGUAGAUGGAGGCUAGACAUACAUGAAGGUAAUAAAAGGAAAGGCUGUUAAAUUACAGGAAGCAGUUGCAUGUAGUAACACUAAUAUAUUUAAAAUAAGUCAACAGUAAACCACUGAAAUAUAUAUACACCCAAAAUGGGCAUCUUUUGUAUUAAGAAUUGAUUCUACAGGAAAUGUUGUAAAAUAAUUCUAAAAACUUGUUUGUAGAUUGAUUGUACUGUUGAAAAGGAUACUGUUUCGUGUUUUUGUGGGUUUUUUGUUUUGUUUUUUUUUCUUUUGACUGACAAGCCAUGUUGAGCGGUCUGGUCUCUGGCCGCUGCUUUUUUUCCCCCUUUGUAAGUCACUACAUAGUAUUGCUGCUGUUUGUGUAUAUUUUUUGUGUAUUUGCUAAUUUUUAUUAACUUCUAGUUUUUCAUUAAAUAAAUAUGACUUUCUUUUCUGUAA